AUGAUCCCACAUUCGUCUGUCAAUAGAAAUAGUUCCACUUUUUCCAUAUCCACCACCACUCAAAAUUUCCCUUUUUCUCAUCCGCAACAACAAUCGCAUGGUCCACCAUUUCAAAAACAAAAACCAUUCGAUUUAACAACAACAACUCGUUCGACCGUCAAUACCACCAAUACCAUCAACACAACCACCGCCUCAACAACGGUUAAUUACUUGUCUGAUUGGAUGCCUCAAAAGAAACCAAAUUCCAUCACCACCUUUUCCUCCUCCUCCUCCUCAGGAAGUGUUUGCCAACCUACUGAAGUGUCAUCCUCAACAACAACAUGGUCAUUGGUAUCCCCACGUAUGUCAUCUAGAUCUCCUCACGAUUCCACCAAUACACCAACUGUUUCCUCGGACAUGGCGACUACAAUGGGAGGAGAAGGAAGUGAAUUCAUUCACACGAACCACAUGAUGAUGAUGACGAGGCCCAAUAUCAACACAUCUGUUACUACUACUACUACAAUUCCAACAACGAGCAGUCAAAAUAUCAAUCAUCAUCAUCAGGUUCUUCCAGAUCUUUACAAUUCUUCCAUAAAUGGUAUGAGUGAUGGGCAUCAAAUGUUCGUUUCGAACUUUGGAUCCACUCCUCCAAUUAACACUUCUACUACUAAUGAACCUUCUUCUUCCGUUUCUUCCAUCCCAAUGCAUCCUCUAAAUAUCUUGGAUAGUCACUCGGUCGAUGAAUUGGUGAAGAAUAUUCUCAAUCAUUUACCAAUGACUACCUUGUUGAAAGCUCAGCAGUGUGGUUGGGUGUCUCCCAUGUUGAGCAGCUGUCAGAACUCAAAUCUUAAUUCCACCACCAGCACUCAUCCAGUAUGUGGUAAUAUGAAUGUUCAUUCAUUCGCACCUUCUCAGAACAACCAUCAUCAUGAAACGGAUACACCACUCGCUUGUCAUCCACUGAUGGCCAUGAUGCAUUCAGUCAUGAAUCAAACUUUUCAAUUUUCAAAUAUCAAUUCAAAUUCACCACAACAAUCGACGAAUGAUGAGGUGCAUUCUUUACCAACCUACUUGAAUGACAUUCGACAUCAUUUACCAUCACAACCUUCUCUUGUUCCAUCCUUUGAAUUUAAAAGUAGUACCGCCACCACCACAUGUCCAUUUUUCAUCAAUGACCACAACGAAAGAUGUAAGGAUUUUUCGUUUGGUCAUAACACCCUCACGAAUGAUGAUAUUGAAACUUGUAUUGUUGGAGACGAGUCAUUUAAUCGUCUUGUUCAUGCCAUUGGUGGAAGUGAGGUUUGUAAUUUCACUCAUUCCCUUUUUCAGUGUUCCAGUCAGUCACAACAGCAUUUUCAGAGAGAAAAUGAAUCGGUUUGGACCUCAAAUGUUGUAGAUCACAACAAAGAACAUCAACAAGGUUAUUUGAGUCCUCGCCAAUCCUGUGAAAAUCCAACUGCUUCCUCUUCAUCUGUCCAAGCUUUAGUGACCACUGACAGCUGUCAUCACAGUAAGACAUUAUCCACCGCGACUUCAGACCAUCCGAUUGCAAGUUUUGAUCGAUCUCCUUUUCCUAACCAGAUUCCAUCUGUGUGUAAUCAUAAUCACCUCAUUCCACAAAUCACUGUUUCACAGUCAUCACCAUCCACACCCGAACCCAAACUGAUCCUCAAAUCUUCUCCUCCUUGUAAAAUUGAAAAGCCCUCGAGGAGGAGGAGAAGUAACGCCUCUCAUUCGACUGCAACUUCGAGUGGUAGUAGUAGUAGCAGCAGUUCUGAACAACGACCAUUGCUGAGCUCAUCACCAAAGAGUGCUUCUAAAAAACAAAAGAAACUCGUCUUCAAGAUUUCUUCGACGCAUCAGGAACAACAUGCAUUGGAUCAAAAGUUGGUGAAUAUUUCAGAAGAGACACUUCGAGCGAUUGUGAUGCGAAGUAAAUCUCCAAAAACUGAGCAGAGAAAGAGAGGUAGACCAAAGAAAUCAGAACCAUUGAAUUCACAAACGGCGGUCCUGAAACUCACGUUUUAUGACAAUUGUUAUGAGGAUCUCAAUGUUUUGUAUAGAGACGUCGAUGAGGAGUGUGAAGAAGAGCUUGCAGAAAGAGAGCAGGCCAAAAAGUAA
Molecule: messenger RNA, 2100 nt
Organism: Naegleria fowleri
Lineage: Eukaryota; Heterolobosea; Eutetramitea; Acrasida; Naegleriidae
Exons: 1
Coding region: 1-2100 (699 amino acids)
Source: RefSeq, a predicted model, not a curated record